This is a messenger RNA of Haemorhous mexicanus (house finch), 1914 nucleotides long. RefSeq names its product low affinity immunoglobulin gamma Fc region receptor II-like. The transcript has 8 exons. Gene Ontology annotation, biological process: cell surface receptor signaling pathway. The record is from RefSeq and is a predicted model, not a curated record. The coding region runs from base 42 to 1097 and encodes 351 amino acids. Lineage: Eukaryota; Metazoa; Chordata; Aves; Passeriformes; Fringillidae. Gene Ontology annotation, molecular function: transmembrane signaling receptor activity.
CCGCCAGCCAGGGGAGUGACAGCGAGUGACAGCCAGUGCACAUGGCUGGGGACACCGGGAUGGCUGGGAAGGUGGCACUGCUCCUGUGGGCCCAGACCCUCGGCCUCGCUGGUGAGUCCUCGGGGGAUGCCAUGGCCCCACAGCGCUGUCCCCACCCCACGCUGGCCCUGGCAGGCUGCUGUCCCCUGUCACCGGCAGGCGCCCAGACCACCCAGAUCCUUGUGGAACCCCCCUGGACACCGCCAGUGCUGUGGGACCAGGUGACACUGACCUGCCAGGGCUUGGGGACCGCCAGUGCCACCACCUGGUACAAGGACGGGCGGCGCUGGUGGCAGGAGAGACACGACCGCCUCAAUGUCACAGAGAGUGGCACCUACGAGUGUGACAGACCUGGCACUGGGCUCAGCCCCCCUGUGACAGUCUUAGAUGAUGAUCUGGUGCUGCAGGUGCCAGCACGGGCGCUGCUGGAGGGGGACACGGUGACACUGCGCUGCCGGGGGCGGUGGAACAGCCCGGUCACCAAGGUGCGAUUUUUCAAGGAUGAGAAUAAUCUGACGAGGUCCCUUAAUGCGACCGAGCUGUCCCUGUCCCCCCUCCAGCUGAACCACAGCGGCAGCUACCGCUGCAAGGGCUGGGUGAGGUCCUGGCCGUCAGGCUCAGCAGCAGUGACAGUGACAGUGCACGGCACCUACCAGUGCAUGGCCACCAACCAGGCAGACGAGCAUCGCGUGUUCCGGGCACUCAGCCCAGAGCUGGUCCUGGAGGUGACACCACGGGAUACAGGGACACACAGGGAUGCAGUGGCUGCAGGGGUUGGUGGGGCCCUUUUGUUCCUGCUCCUGCUCGUGGGUGUCAUUGUGGCCUGGCACCGGUGGCACCGUGUGGCUGCCAGGAAGAAUCAGGAACGGGCCCCCCCAGAUCCCCCGCACCCCCCAGAGGAGGGGGAGGUGCUGUACACCCACGUCGUGGUCACCAGGAGGGCAGCAGUGUCCCCCCGUGCCACCACCCUCCAGGAUCCCCAGGUGACCCACGCGGAACUGCAGGGACCCCAGGGGCAACCACGGGAACCCGGUGACAUCUACAAGAAUGUGCUGUGACAUGCGGGGGAGCUGUGGGGCACUGGGGGUCCCCACCCAUGGGCACCCACUCGUGUGUGUGCUGCCACCAAAACUGCCCCUUUCCUCCCCGUGGAGGCACCAAGAUCCCAAAGGGCUGAGAAAAGAACAAUUUCUGCAACAGCAACGAGAGAGAAUAAAACCAACAGCAACAGCAACAAGGUUCAGAGUCCAAAGGGUCACAAAAAGGAACAACUUUCAGGGAAAGCCCCCAAAAAGGAACAAACCCUGGAUUUUCCCCCCAGCACAUUUCCCCCACCAGAGGAUCCUGGCAGGGCCCUGGACCUUCACUGCUCUGAUGGCCAAAGCAGCCUUCAGGAAGCUCUGGAUUCUCUUCUCCCCUGUCCCAAAUCCCUCCUCUGCCGUGUUGAUGUCCAAAGGCCCUGUGGGGGUUCCAGAGCCUCCCCCUUUGCUAGGGCAGUCGGGAUCAGGCCAUGGCGCAGGGUGGGGUGCCAGAGACAGGAAAAGUUUGAUGUCUGGAGACAUUUUGGAACACCUGUGUUUGGCAGGGGUGGGUCAGGCCUUGCUUUUGGUGAGCCCAGGCCCCGUCUGUCCAUCAGUCUGUCAGCUGUGGCACACUGGGGACACUGUGAUGCUCUGCCAAAGCCAGCUCCUGAGUUUCUGGGUGACCAGAAGUGCCACAUGGGGACAGGGCACUUGGUGGCCCGACUGGCUUAAAGGGCAGAGCAUGAGGUGGCCCAGUCCCUGAACCUGUCUCCCUCUGGGGUGUCUGUCCCCUCCACGCUGGAACCCAGGAGUUGGCAACUCAUUUAAAUGAGAAAUAUCUGCCGAGGAAAGU